Messenger RNA from Annulohypoxylon truncatum, 2492 nucleotides. RefSeq lists its product as uncharacterized. NCBI's taxonomy places the organism in Eukaryota, Fungi, Ascomycota, Sordariomycetes, Xylariales, Hypoxylaceae. The transcript has 2 exons. The record is from RefSeq and is a predicted model, not a curated record. The coding region runs from base 273 to 2174 and encodes 633 amino acids.
CGCGAUUCGGCGUCGAUCGCUUUGGAGCUCCCCUCCCUGUCCUCCCUGCUUUUUAUGACGCACGCGAACCACGCCGGGGGCGCUUAUGAGAUGGGGUAAGAUGUAGGUGGUGCAGGUGGUAGGAUGAAGUACCUCUUCAGCUCCUGUGACUAGUAGCAGGCUCGUUACUAAACACUCUAGUUUAUUGUUAAUGCUUCACCUUUAGAGUUUCAUGCUGUCAUUCCUCCACUUCGUCUUACCCCUAUCUCAUCUCCAUACAAACUAAUUUCUGAAUGAUAUCUCUCGCAUGGUCUGGGAUUUCCGGAUUUGACCUCUUCUGCCACAUUAUCCUGGCCGUAUACUUUGCUGCAUUCCUCUUUCUCCAUGCCAAUCACAUCCGCUCCCUGACCCUAGCCAUGGCCGACAUGAUGAACCCACAGACACCACCAAGGAAGUUAUUCAAGCCUUCCAGUAAAACCAAGACGCCAACCCCCGUGAAAAGGCCUAGGCCAAUCACUCCCGCGGCCUCGAGCACCCAGUCCCGCGACGUCUUCACUCCUACCGAGACUAUUAGUCGAAGCACAGACGGGCCUAGUGAUUUAGAUACUGGAAAGGACCCCAUCGACAGCUCAAUUGAGGAGGGCAGUGCUUCGGAUCAAACUAUUAGCCCAUCCAAAAGCAUUGCUGGGAAACCUCGAGAACUUCUUUCUUCCUCGACCGACGAUCUACCUGAACCCUCCAAUCCCACGGACACUCUGAACUCCCCAACAGACAUCGCCAAAUACUUCGCUGAACAGGGGAACUCCGAAAUGAGUGCAUUUGUAUCGGCGCUAUCUGGCAAGACGUCGAGUGACCAUGCGAUGGACUCUGGUAAGGGGGCGUUGGAUGAGUCUUAUAAGACGAUGAGCCACGUCACCGACGAAUCGAUGAAAGACGUAUCUAAAUUCGUGAAGGGAUUACCUACAUCCGAAGCCAAUGAGGAAGUUACUGGAGACACAACGUCAAAGACACCGGAUCUUGCAAAUAUGACCGAGGGUUCUACUGAAGUAGAUACGGCUGAAGCGGCAAACUCGAGCCAAAGUCUUCCUGAGAAAACCGCAAAUAUUCCGAACCCUGCAGACGUUUCCAAGAAAGCAGAGGGAACCACGAACGACGUCAAGGCCCAGACAUCAGGCCAGGCGCCAAUUAAUAACAUUGGUGAGCCUGAUAUGUCUAGAAUCUCGAAGGAGGCACACGUUGGGGUGCAUACUGGAGAGGGAACCCCGAAGGACACUACUCAAGGCGCCACAGAGGACGUCGACAAAAAGGCAGAUACUGGCACGUCAGGAACUACGGAAGACGGAACGCGAAUCGCGGAUAACAUGGGUCAUCCCGCCCAUAUUGAACGAAGAAUUGAAAUCCCCCUUCCACGCCCCGAAAAAGUAGUAAAUAGCCCUCCUCAACCGGCAAAGCCCGAUAUGAACAAUAUCGCAGCUGGUCUCAAUGACCCCAACGACCUUCCCGGUACGCAUGGCUUACCAAGCACCGACGACCUACCUGAACUUUCGGAAGAACUACAAGAUCCACCGGAAGAAGUGCUAGACCCAUCAGUGCAUUCUCCAUCCUCGAAUGUCUCACCUAUUCCAAAAAUCCCGAAGAUCACACCCAUUGGCGCGGCACCGCCUCCCGAUCUUCGUCGUCUCGCUCAUGGCCUUGGAGGUAAUGUCGUCGACGACGUUGGUAAUAUUGUCGAUGCGUCGGAGAAGGUACUCGGCCAUGUCACAGGCGAUCUCCCUGCCAUGGUAGGGAAGAAAGUUUCCGAUAAUGGCGAAGUCUAUGGAAACAGUGGUGAACUCAUAGGAUACGUUUCAGAAAAUUUCACCGGCCCACCACCUCCUACAGAGAUACCUGAGAAGGUAUUGGGAGGGUUGAAAGUGGAUCACGAGGGAAACAUUCUUGACAACAGCGGUAACAUAAUCGGUCGCUUCAACGAGAAGGCUGGGGAGAACGACGACUUAGCUCCAUUCAUGAAACCAUCCAAAAAGGGUGAAUCUGAACCCGAUGAUGAACCUGAGGAAGAAGAAAAGCCGAAGGUUAACGCUCACACAGGUGGGAGCCCUUCUGAUAUCUUCUUAGAUGUCAAGUCUACGACGGAUGGUAUUCAACUGACCAUCCGCAUCCCGACAACGUUCGGGAAACGACCACAAGAACUAUGAACGGUGUUUAUAUAUCUAAGUAGGAAGGUUAUGACUCUGACUAAGGGGAUGUGGAAAAUGCAUAAUGUGUGGAGCGAGAUUGGCGGAAUAUGAUACCUUGGGUCUCUUUCAUUUGACGAAGCGCGCGCCGCCAUCGUUCAUGAACAGUACUUCAUUAAUAUUCCAAUCUUGUACACUAUAUGAAUACAUAAUUUGAGUGCCGUGUACCAAUCAGGUACAUACCUAAAUAUUGUUGAAUUUUCAAAACCAGCUUCCUUGUGUUACUAUCAUCAGGUGUACUCAAUGCAAGGAGGAAACACUGAAGCUCUCAAGCUCGAG